Nylanderia fulva is the source of this 598-nucleotide messenger RNA. NCBI's taxonomy places the organism in Eukaryota, Metazoa, Arthropoda, Insecta, Hymenoptera, Formicidae. The record is from RefSeq and is a predicted model, not a curated record.
UGGAUCUACCAAACAAUAAGUUAAAAUCAUUUCGAAAUCAAAUCGAUGUAUCGCCUGCAACAUUGAUAGUGCAAAAUAACGAGUUAGAGCCAAUUGUAAGUAGCGAUAAGUUAAUACGAGUAAAAUCGUCUCAAAGAUCGGAUACAGAUGAGUUUCGUGAAUCAACAUCCUCACGAAAAAACAGUCGACCUGGGAGGACCAGAACUUUGUGUGGUGAAUGCUACUCGUCUUUCUUUGUGCAAUCACACAUCUGCCUCUAAAUUGAUAUGCGAGAUGAUGUCAUUGUUAUUUUCAAAAGAAGAGUUGGCUACUUCCUCGCUUACAGGAACUGUGGCAAAUUUUCAUUGCGAAAAAGGUGUAGCCGCUAAAAAGAAACUCGAUACGGUGAAAAUUGAAGCUAUGAAAACAUACGUUAAGAACAAAUUUUCAUCAGAAAAAGAUUUUGAUAAAAUAUUCCGGAAAGCAGUGCAACAGAAGUGCAAUAAUGCAGUUCCUCGAAAUAGAGGGCCAAAUAAUAAAGGAGAUGAAAUUAAGAAGUAAGCCAGCUAUGUCAAAGCGAAGAAAAAACAAAGAAUGAUUAAUCUAAAAUUAUUAUAUU